This is a messenger RNA of Rhizopus microsporus ATCC 52813, 1991 nucleotides long. RefSeq lists its product as uncharacterized. Bases 28 to 1869 code for a protein of 613 amino acids. The transcript is spliced from 2 exons. Gene Ontology annotation, molecular function: protein kinase binding. Gene Ontology annotation, cellular component: cytoplasm. The record is from RefSeq and is a predicted model, not a curated record. Lineage: Eukaryota; Fungi; Mucoromycota; Mucoromycetes; Mucorales; Rhizopodaceae.
UUUUUAUUUACCUUUGUUCAACAUAAAAUGUCAACGUCAGUCACUGGAGAGCAAUUCAUUCGAACGUUGAGACAUUAUUUGGAAGCAAAUGAGCAUAGAUUAUUAUCAUCUCAGCCUAAUUUUACUUCUAUUACCGAUGCAGGACACACCGUAGCUGAACCAGAAUCGAUAAAAGAAGAAAACGGUCUUUUGAAGGCAGUAUCUUCCUUAUGGACACAACAACAACAACAACACACAACAGAGAAAAGGCGUAGUAGCACUCAAAGCAGUACAGGCUCACGACCGACUUCACACGCAUUUCCUUACAUGUCCCUACUUGCUGCUGCCUCACCGAAUGCGACCAGUCUGUCAAACACACCUUACAUGCCACUGCGCUCAAGUCUGACACUAGACAUCCACUAUUUAUAUUUUCUUCUCGUCCAGUUUGAAUAUCUUGGCCUCGAAGACACCCAGUUACCAGUUCCAGAAGAGCACGGGUUAGUCGAAACCGAAACGACCCAGUCGGCGGGUAAGGCACCCUCGAUAGCUUCGUCCAUAAGCUCUGUGAUGUCUACAUUAUCCCUUUCGACCGGCUGGCAGCUAUGGUCGAAACAAGCCAAACAAGAGAGACCACUACACGAAGACAUUGUGUUUAUUCAUCGAUACUUUUCUCGAGUGACCGCGCUGAAGCUCCAUAUGAGCCUAGAUACCCAAAACGGCGUGACACGAAGCGGUCAGCGCGUCAUUCGAGGAUAUGAGAAACCUAUACCAUUGGAUGGCUCACUGGCGCUGCCCCUCCAUUCCUUUAAAAAUCUGUCCUAUCUGGAACUAAACCAUAUUCAUCCAAGCAUCAUCGAGCCAUGGCCUACCCUAAGUCAGCAGUUGAUCAGCCUCGUCCUGAAGAAUGGACAUGUGGAUGAUGCUGCCGAUGUGAUCGGUGACAGAGAGUGGCCACAACUCAAGAUGCUGUCAUUAGCAGAUAACAGCAUCACCACAUUGGAAGCAGAGCCUGUACAGCAUAUUCGAUCGGUGACCCAUUUGAAUUUAUCAAGUAAUCUUCUGAUUGACGUCCCAGCUGCAUUAUCGGCCUUGUACAAUUUAUGCAGCCUAAACUUGUCUUAUAACAUGAUCUCUUUCACCACGGGCAUCAAUACCGUAUUGGGAAAUAUACAAGAACUCGACUUGAGAGGAAAUCGCCUGACCUUGCUUGCUGGCUUGGAUCGACUGUGGGCACUGGAGAGACUGGAUGUGAGAGAUAAUCGAAUUGAUGAUGCUGCUGAAAUUGGUCGAUUGACUUCAUUGCCUAAUAUUUACGAUAUUUGGGUAGAAGGCAACCCGUUUACAAAAGUUCAACCUGAUUACAGAGUGAAUAUAUUCUCUAUGUUCAAAAAGUGUGAUUUAGAUAUCGAGUUAGAUGGCAGCAAACCAACAUUUGUCGAAAAGAGACGUAUCACGAGUGAACCCAUGAUUCAUAAUAGCACGCCACCGGCUGCUGUCCAGAGCUGUCCUGAUCAUAGUAAAGAAAAUAAUGAUCAUAAUACUAAGUUGGCGAGAGCAAAGAGCAAAGGCAAUAAACGAAUGAUUCGACUGGGACAAAAUGCAAUUGAUCCACCCACAUUUGCUUCCAACGUUGAACCAAGUAAACAUGUGCAUCGAUUAGCAGAAUUGGAAGAUUCUGUGCAACAGGAAGUAGCAUCUACAGCGACAAAGGCGCGCAGAGCAGCCUCGGUUAAAUCGAAGCGUAGUAAAGCACCUGUAGAAGACGGAUCAAAACCAAAAACUGACGCCUUUAGGAAAAAGAUUGAAGCGAUGAGAAAAGAAGCAGGUACAGAAUGGCUGCGGGUGUUGCAGGAAAUGGAUAUUGUGAAGGAAGACAAUAAAUCUCAAUAAAAGAGGAAAUUGAUUCUCGAGUCGCUAAAGACCAAGAUUCAUGAUCAUGCUUUCUGUAAACAUUUUGUGACAUGUCCCAUAUUACUCCCGCUUUUUUAUAAAUCAAGCCUUUGAGUCAAGAU